UGCAAGUGGAACUGGGUCCGGACGCGCGUCCCGAGAGGGAAAGUCAGAACCGCCGCACGAGGGAGUUCGCCGGGCGAGCUGGACGGCCACGCCUCCUCCCGCCUCCCCCCGCAGCCCUGCAGCUGGGGGCAGAGCUCAGACUGUCUUCUGAAGAUUGAUGUCUAUUUCCUUGAACUCUUUAAUUUUGUUGCCAAUUUGGAAAAGCAUGGCACAAAUCCAGCAGGGAGGUCCAGAUGAAAAAGAAAAGACUACAGCACUGAAAGAUUUAUUGUCUAGGAUAGAUUUGGAUGAACUAAUGAAAAAAGAUGAACCACCUCUUGAUUUUCCUGAUACCCUGGAAGGAUUUGAAUAUGCUUUUAAUGAAAAGGGGCAGUUAAGACACAUAAAAACUGGUGAACCAUUUGUUUUUAACUACCGGGAAGACUUGCACAGAUGGAACCAGAAAAGAUACGAAGCUCUGGGAGAGAUCAUCACAAAAUACGUCUAUGAGCUUUUGGAAAAGGAUUGUAAUUUGAAAAAAAUCUCCAUUCCAGUGGAUGCCACUGAAAGUGAACCAAAGAGCUUCAUCUUUAUGAGUGAUGAUGCUUUGACGAACCCAGAGAAACUGAUGGUUCUGAUUCAUGGUAGUGGCGUUGUCAGGGCAGGUCAGUGGGCUAGAAGACUCAUUAUAAAUGAAGACCUGGACAGUGGUACACAGAUACCUUUUAUUAAGAGAGCUAUGGAUGAAGGUUAUGGCGUGAUAGUGCUGAAUCCUAAUGAAAACUAUAUUGAAGUAGAAAAGCCGAAGAUACACUUACAGUCCUCUUCUGAUAGUUCAGAUGAACCUGCAGAAAAACGGGAAAGAAAAGAUAAAGUCUCUAAAGAAACAAAGAAGCGACGUGAUUUCUAUGAAAAGUACCGUAACCCCCAAAGAGAAAAGGAAAUGAUGCAGCUAUAUAUUAGAGAAAAUGGUUCUCCUGAAGAACAUGCAGUUUAUGUGUGGGACCACUUCAUAGCACAAUCUGCAGCUGAGAAUGUGUUUUUUGUUGCUCACAGUUAUGGAGGUCUUGCUUUUGUUGAGCUGAUGAUUCAACGAGAAGCAGAUGUAAAAAGUAAGGUAACUGCCGUGGCGCUGACAGACUCUGUUCACAACGUGUGGCACCAAGAAGCUGGCAAGACCAUUCGAGAAUGGAUGAGAGAGAACUGUUGUAACUGGGUCUCCAGUUCAGAGCCAUUAGACACAUCAGUGGAAUCCAUGCUUCCUGACUGCCCCCGCGUCUCAGCAGGGACCGACCGCCACGAGCUCACGUCGUGGAAGAGCUUCCCGUCGAUCUUCAAAUUCUUCAGCGAAGCCUCGGAGGCCAAGAGCGGCGCCCUGAAGCCGGCGCUGACGCGGCGCUCCUACCGCAUCAAGCACGAGGAGCUGGUUUGCCCUACUGUUUCAACUUUUAAAUCCAGCUCAGAUCUGAUCAACACUGUGAAAUAUGAGAAACAACACAAGAGGGAAAAUCAAAACAUCAUUUUAUCAAGCUCCUGGAUGACUUAAAAUGUAUACUCACUCCCCCCCACCCAACAAUGUUUAAAGCACGCUUUGGUCUCCAAUUUUUUCUAUUUUAGAUGUAGUGAACUAUGUAAAAUAAUGGUACCUUCUUCCUUUAAGAGAAUUUGAGAAUUGAUGUGGAAAGAAUAUACUUCAAAUUAUACUAAACUAUAGCUGUUUUCAGAAUCUAAAAAAUGCAGAAAACUAAUUUAAUUGCAUUUUUAAAAUCAUUUGCACGAUGUUGGAAAAUUUACGAAGCUUCUGCAACUAAAUUAGAGCAAAGUAAAUAUGCUCAGCUAUCAAACGAAAUCACUCCUAUUCCUUCUCCAAUUCUCACUUAAAAAAAAAAACUUUAUUUGUAGCUUAAGUGAUUCACUGUUUAAUUGCCUCUAAUACUUUUGCAUCCACCUUGUUUUAGGCCUUGUUUAACUAUCUAUAGAGAGCUAUUUGCAAACUUAAGUUGUGUAAAUGUAAUUUCUACUUGUGGAUCUGAAGGAUAGCAACCCGGAGAGAUCUAGGCAAAUCAUUCAAGACCUCCUACUGAUAACUGAUAAGAUUCUUUGUAUAGUGGGAUUUUUAACCUGUUGAUUAUGGGGCUGUUGGUAUAAAUGUAAUAAUAUCAUUCACCUCAAUUUUCCUGAUAUAACAACAAACAGUUGGGAGUAGCCCUCCUGCUUGGAGGGGACAAGUGUUAACAAUAUUUCUGCUCUGAUCUUCUCCCUGUCUUGUUUCCUUUAGACAGGUUUUUAGGGGCCAUAGAGGUUUAAGCUUAGGAUGUAAGCUUUUCCCCCCCUGUUUUUAAUUACAUACUGAAUGUUUACUGAUCAGUGCUUAGUGAUAGCGAAGAGUUGUUCUAUCGAAGAUUUAAAAUAGUCUUGUUAAAACUUGUAAGUCAAAUAUUGGCUUUGGAGCUUUCUAAAAAUGCCUAACCCUGCAAUCCUUGAAAGUUUUUAUGGGUAUUCGAAGGGAGGGAUCUACUUGUAAUAACUGUUCUUUUCUCACAUUUUUGCCUUGUGCUUUGAUCUGGAUUACAUUAUUGUCAAUACCAAAAAAUAAAAAAGUAAAGCACAGGAGUUUUCCUAUAUUACAUAUUUUUGUUUACCACUUUAAAAUAAAAUAAAAAACACUUUUCCCAACAAGCAUUGGUGUAUCAUUCUUGCUUGGAAGUUCAUUUGUCAUCAACUCUACUGAGCUUAAUAAAGUAGAAAUAUUGAAAAGAAUGAUGGAGCAGCAUUCAUCAAUAUUUUAAACCUUGUAGAUAUUC
This is a messenger RNA of Sorex fumeus (smoky shrew), 2783 nucleotides long. It is a transcript of the gene ARB2A, whose product is annotated as ARB2 cotranscriptional regulator A. Gene Ontology annotation, cellular component: nucleus. The record is from RefSeq and is a predicted model, not a curated record. The transcript has 13 exons. Gene Ontology annotation, molecular function: siRNA binding. Lineage: Eukaryota; Metazoa; Chordata; Mammalia; Eulipotyphla; Soricidae. Gene Ontology annotation, biological process: regulatory ncRNA-mediated heterochromatin formation. The coding region runs from base 158 to 1525 and encodes 455 amino acids.